Molecule: messenger RNA, 3431 nt
Organism: Dendroctonus ponderosae (mountain pine beetle)
Lineage: Eukaryota; Metazoa; Arthropoda; Insecta; Coleoptera; Curculionidae
Product: cartilage oligomeric matrix protein
Exons: 16
Coding region: 117-3302 (1061 amino acids)
Biological process (GO): cell adhesion
Cellular component (GO): extracellular region
Molecular function (GO): calcium ion binding
Source: RefSeq, a predicted model, not a curated record
CGUCGUCCCCAGUAAAGUACGCGAUAGACCUGCCGUUAGUGUCCAGUCGUGAAGCCGCUUGGCAGCAUCAUAAACCGACCACAAGUUACACCGUUUCGGCCCACUCGUGACUGAAGAUGGCUGGCCGCAUCUUCAGCAUCGCUCUCUUGCUUCUGCUGGCUUCCGUCUUGCUUACCGAUGCCGUUUCUCUGGAUUUAGAUACAACCAAAGAGCUAGAAAGUGUGAUCAAGAACGACAACUUCAUCCUAUCCCUGAAACACAUCAAGCCAAAGAAACGGUCUAGAGGCCUGGUGGAAACCCUGGUUUCCAUCGACUUUCCAGGCGCCGAAAACAAAUUCUCCCUGCUGCUGGAUAGGAAGACCAAACGAGUGGUGGUGCAAACCCUGGAAGACAGCAGGCAAAGGGAGCAACACUUUACUGUGGACGUGUUGCAUGAUGAUAGUCUGAUCAAGUCGCUGAUUUUGGCCAUUAACCAGUCGCAACCAGCCCAUGCCAACUUGUACUUGAACUGUGUGGCCUAUGGGAUGGUCGCCACACCCAAAUCCAUGAGGGAAAUGUAUUCUGGAAUGAGAUGGCCCAAUCUGGAAGUGUUCCAUGAGCGAAAGUAUCAAAUGGAGGUGGACGGCUAUAGGGACAUUCGCGCAGUGCUGAGCAGGAACGAAUGCCCGCUGCCAAUUGAAAAGACCUUUGAUGCAGGUUUCAGCUCGGAUCUAUCCAGCAACUCCUUGAAAGACGAUCCCAACAUCCAGUCGCAGGAGCCCUACAGGAGCGUGGUGUCGUCUCCCACUAGAGGAGACAUUCCCCUGGUGACCACUCUGGAUGAUUUCGGAUUAAUCAACGCAAUGAACCAGCUGAUCAAUGUGGUGAACCUGGAGGUGGAAAAGUGCAAGGGGCAAGCUGAGGCCUUCGACAAGCUGAGACGGUUGAUCGAGGAGUGYGAGCUUUGCAGGCAGAGGCCGGUAGCUCCCCAAGUCCCCACCUGCGCCACUCAUCCUCCAGGCUGCGCCCCUGGAGUGCGUUGUCAUGAAACGCCYCAAGGUCCUCGAUGCGGAGAAUGUCCUUCUGGAUAYAUUGGGGAUGGCUACAGUUGCACGCCAGGCAAGUCCUGUGCCGAUCGUCCCUGCUAUCCAGGCGUAGAGUGCAGAGAUACUGCCAGAGGUUAUCAAUGCGGGCCGUGUCCUGGUGGCUUUGAAGGCAAUGGGGAGAACUGUCGCAGGAGAAAUCCCUGCGAGUACAACCCAUGCGCUCCAGGAGUGAGCUGUUCUCCAAUCAGCGAAGAUCCCUACUAUCAAUGCUCACAAUGUCCCGAGGGAUUUACUGGAAAUGGGGAGAAUUGCCACGACAUUGACGAGUGCGACUUGGUGCAUCCAUGUGAUCCAAAUGUGGAGUGCACAAACCUUUCGCCUGGAUACCAAUGUGGUUCCUGUCCCUCAGGUUAUACUGAAACCCACCGUUCUCAAGGAACUGGGAUUUAUUUUGCGGAAAGAAACCGGCAAGUCUGCACAGAUAUCGAUGAAUGUGCUAGUGGGAGUGUUUGCGUGGAGAAUUCCAGAUGCAUCAACACUUUGGGCUCGUACGAAUGCGGUUCUUGCGACUAUGGAUUCGUCGGCAAUCAGAGCAUCGGGUGCCGUCAAGGCGAAGGAUAUUGUCCGAAUAAUCUGCGAUGUGACCGUAAUGCAAAAUGUGGACAAUUAGUUUCCGGAGAAUACAUCUGCGUGUGCAUAGUUGGAUGGGCUGGAAAUGGGGAAAUCUGUGGGCGAGACUCGGACUUGGACAGCUGGCCUGAUGAUCAGUUGCCAUGUGGAGAAGAGCACUGCAGAAAAGAUAACUGCCUUGACCUGCCUAAUUCCGGACAGGAAGACGCCGACGGAGACGGACUUGGAAAUGCCUGCGAUCCAGAUCCAGAUGGUGAUAAUGUUAUAUCGGAUGAUAACUGUCCUUUCCGCCCCAAUGCUGACCAAAGGGACUCCGAAAGAAAUCCAGACAAAAUCGGAGAUGUUUGCGACAAUUGCGUAAACGUUUACAAUCCAGACCAAUCGGACAUUGAUAACGACGAUAUUGGAGACGCUUGCGAUCCCGACAUGGAUAAUGAUGGCAUUUUAAAUGAACGAGAUAACUGUCCAAGACACGCCAACAGGAAUCAGCUGGAUUCGGAUGGGGACGGGCUUGGAGAUGUGUGCGAUAAUUGCCCCAGCAGAUACAAUCCCGAGCAGGAAGAUGUGAAUGAAAAUUUGGUGGGAGAUGUAUGUGAAACCCGGAAUGAUAUAGAUCGCGAUGGGGUAAAUGACGAGCGAGAUAAUUGCAAGUAUGAGCCCAAUCCAGAUCAACUAGACACAGAUCGGGACGGUUUGGGGGACAAAUGUGACGAAGACAUUGAUGACGAUGGGAUACCGAACGAUCGCGAUAACUGUGUCUAUCGCUACAACCCCGAUCAAGCAGAUUCCGACCGUAACGGCAUUGGAAAUAUAUGCCGGCACAAUACAGAUCCGGAUGAUGUUCCCGAUAAUUUCGACAACUGUCCCAACAACAGCCUGAUCUACAGAACGGAUUUCAGUAAAUACCAAACGGUAAUCCUGGAUCCCAUUGGUGAAUCGCAGAUAGAUCCCAAUUGGGUAAUAACGCAUCAAGGAGCUGAAAUUUCUCAAACCAUGAACAGUGAUCCAGGCUUGGCUGUCGGACAUGAUGUCCUGACUGGCGUGGAUUACGAAGGAACUUUCUUUGUGGACACUGAAAUCGAUGACGACUAUGUGGGGAUUGUUUUCAGCUAUCAGGACAACAGGAAAUUCUACACGGUGAUGUGGAAGAAGAAUCAGCAGACGUAUUGGCAGCCAACCCCAUUCCGAGCCGUGGCUGAACCUGGAAUACAGAUUAAGCUAGUAGAGUCUGAAACAGGGCCAGGCACUCACAUGAGAAACGCUCUUUGGCAUACCGGAGACACUCCCAAGCAGGUGAAACUGCUCUGGGUUGAUCCAAAAAAUGUGGGCUGGAAAGAGAGGACGCCUUACAGAUGGAUCUUGAUCCACAGGCCCCUGAUUGGUCUGAUUCGGCUCAAUAUUUUCGAGGGAGAGCAGAUGAUUGUCGAUUCUGGAAACAUAUACGACAGCAGUCUUACAGGAGGACGCGUAGGCGUAUUGUGCUUCUCACAGGAGGCGAUCAGAUGGUCUGAUCUGGCCUACCGUUGCAAUGAUAAUCUGCGGGAGGAAAUCUACAAUGAGCUGCCGCAUUCAUUGCGCGGCCGCGUCCACAUUGACAACACAAUCUACCAGCACAUUCAACAGCAACCGUUCCCUUGGAACAACUAAGCUACCACCAGUGUAGUCAGUCAUAGAAUCAGCUACUAAUUGACUAUCUGUACUUACUGCGUAAAUGUUACAUAUUCGUGUACUAAUAUCCAAAAAUAGUGUUGUAUUAAUAAAUAUGGAUGAGACGAA